Astrephomene gubernaculifera is the source of this 2904-nucleotide messenger RNA. The record is from the annotation of a GenBank genome assembly. NCBI's taxonomy places the organism in Eukaryota, Viridiplantae, Chlorophyta, Chlorophyceae, Chlamydomonadales, Astrephomenaceae.
AGGAAUGCACCUGGCAAAGCUCUGUUUUCAACAUGUUGUUUUGCGCUAUUUGCCAUACCGGUAUAGGAAAACGUGAUUGGGCGAUGCCUUAAGUCGCAAUCUCUUGUUGUUUUCAAGCCUACGGUGUGCCCAAGGAAGUGCGCGAUCAGGUUCCGGGAAGCUAAAGUGGAAGCGAAACGUUAAUUAAAUAAUGAUUAUUAAAAAGGCCUAAAUUUCAAGAUUAUCCUCCUGCCCAGAUGCCGGGGCCCAGUCAACCUGACAAUGCCGUCGGCAACUCCCUUUCGAGCAAGGUACAUGCUGCCCCUUUCGUUCCUGGGACACCAUUCCAGUCGAAAGGAUCACCUGCUGGAGGCAGCUUUCCAGAGUCAGCGUUGAAAGCGCAACCGUUUGUGCCUGGCUCGGGGUCAGGAGGUAGCAAUGCCGUCGGCAAGGGUCAAGUGCACAGCGGACAGGGGACUCCUGGCAGCGCUGGUCGGGCAGCCGCACCUACCAAACUAGCGGCCAACGCCGCUGCGUUUGUACCGAAGCAGUCUGACGGCAGCGCCGUUAAAGGCGGGCGCGGGCUUGGGUCCUCUGAUGCGCUGGCGGGAAUGGAUGGCGCUGCCUCGGCAAGCAGCUCAGGUGCUGGUGGCGUCAGGCCGGGUGGCACUCCUCCUGCCGCUGCAUCCUCCCCAGCUCCUUCUCCCUCACCAGCCGGGGGUCGUGGCUCCGCGGGCCGCGGCGGCCGAGGCGGCAACGGCAGUGGCGGGGGUGCAGGCGCAGGCGUGCCGCCGCCCUCCCCCGGCCAGUUCCAGCCGGGUAGGGGCGCCAGCAAUGGCACAGGGAGAGGCGCGGGCCGAAACCCGCCGGCGGCGGCCAACGCCAGCAGCACCGGCAUCAGCGGCGGGAGCCCGGGUCCCAUGGCAGGGAGAGGCGGUCGGGGCGGCCGAGGCGCAUCCGCGGGUGGGGGCUACAUGAGCCCGGGUGCUGGCGGCAUGCACCACCCGGGCACGGGGCCUGUGAUGGGGGGUGGCAGCUUUGGCAGCCCCGUGAACUCUAUGGCCAUGGCGGCGUACGGCAGUGGGGGCGGCAGCCACCUGCCGUCGUACAGGACACGCGACUUGUACCUUGCAGGCCCAGGGCGUGUGUACGUGGGGCAUCAUUUCGUGGAGGAGGGGCUGCGGCAGCAGCUGCAGAGCCGGGCUUACAUGACUGCGGCGCAGUGGCACGAUGAGUCGGACGAGUCGGGUGUGACUCCGCCCUUCCGACUGGGCCCCUACCACACGCUGUACCCGCUUGAGGAGGGCGCAAUGGGGCCGUCCGCGGCGGCAGGGGCGGGCGGUGCGGGCGACAUGCCCUCCGCCGCCCUGGGGCUGCACACCUCGCUUGUCAAGGGGAUCAGCUCCGUUGACGGGAGCGCGGCAGCGCUGAGGCGGGUAGACCCCAAGCAGGUGAUUCCCACUACUGAGCUCCUGACGCGGGCGCGCGAGGCGGUUGAGAUGUGGGCCCCGCUGGCCAACCACCCCAACCUGGUGGGGCUCCGCGCCGCCUUCAUCGCCUCCGACAGCCUCACCCAGCCGCCGCAGCAGCCGGGGCAGCAGGGCGGCGGCGACGGCGUGAGUGCGCUCGUGUUCGCGCAUGACUUCUACCCCGGGGCCAUGACGCUGGCCGCAGCACAUCUGGUGCCCCAGAUGUCCGCAGCUGGGCUGGUGUCGGCUCCGCAGCCGCCGCCGGAGGAGGUCAUUUGGAGCUACGCGGUGCAGAUCACCUCGGCGCUCCGGGCGGCGCACGGCUGCGGGUUGCUGCUGCGGCCUGCCUGCCUGCACCCGUCCAAGGUGCUGUUGGCGGGGUUCGGUCGGCUGCGGGUUGGCAGCGUGGGCAUCGUGGACGCCAUGAUGGGUGGAGACCAGCCGGGGCCUGAGGAGCUGCAGAUGCUCAUGCGGCAGGACAUCUCGGCCAUGGGCAGCCUGCUGCUGACGUUGUGCUGCGCCGGCGCGGGUCCCGCUCCCUCCCUGGACCUGGUAGCCGCGCACUACUCGCCGGAGCUGGUGCGGCUGCUGGGGGCGCUGCUGGCUGCUGCGGAGGGAGGCCCGCUGGGCAGCUGGCGGGGGCUGGUGGCGGCGCUGGCGGACCGGGCAUUCACGGAGCUGGACGGCGCGGGAGUGGCGUUGGAUCACACGGUUGGCGAGCUGGCCAAGGAGGCUGAGAACGGGCGGCUGCUGCGGCUGCUGGCCAAGAUCAACUUCGUCACCGAGCGCCCCGCGGACGGCGGCAACGGGCAGGACGGGGACUCCUCCUGGUCUGAGACGGGCGACCGCUACGUGCUGAAGCUCUUCCGCGACUUCGUGUUCCACGCGGCCGCCCCCGACAGCGGCGCACCGCUGCUGGACUGGGGGCUGGUGGCGGAGGCACUCAAUAAGCUGGACGCCGGGGUGCACGAGGAGCUGCUGCUGCUGAGCCGGGACGGGCAGUCCAUGCUAGUGGUCACGUACGCGGACGUAAAGCGCUGCUUGGAGAGCGCCUUUUCGGAAUUGAAGGCCGCAGUCAACGCGGCCGCCUCCAGUUCCAACAACACGGCGGGGCGCGGCGGCCAGCAGCCCUCACGCAGCCCCAUGAUGCGCGCUUGAGGGCUGCAGGGCUCGGUCCAAACUCCGCUGCGUCCACACGCCGCUCUGUGCAAACUCCGCUGGGACGCUGUGCGUUGGUCAUGCGUACGGCUUUUGCGGCUGGGAGGUAGAAUGGACAUGUCUGCUGCCGCGAGAAGGUUGCCGAGCGCUGUGACGGGUUCAUCCGCGCGGCGCCAGGGGGCCUUGAUGGUUGGGGCUUUGGUAAGGACUGGGUAGCCUUAUCAGGAGCGGGUAGGAGGCUGGCUGUACGACAAAGCCACCGACUGUAACGAACUAACCGUGCGGUGACCGCAAACAC